Messenger RNA from Cheilinus undulatus (humphead wrasse), 5377 nucleotides. It is a transcript of the gene zbtb7a, whose product is annotated as zinc finger and BTB domain containing 7a. Gene Ontology annotation, biological process: regulation of transcription by RNA polymerase II. The transcript has 4 exons. Lineage: Eukaryota; Metazoa; Chordata; Actinopteri; Labriformes; Labridae. Gene Ontology annotation, molecular function: protein binding; DNA-binding transcription factor activity, RNA polymerase II-specific; RNA polymerase II cis-regulatory region sequence-specific DNA binding. The coding region runs from base 147 to 1946 and encodes 599 amino acids. The record is from RefSeq and is a predicted model, not a curated record.
GUGAGAGGGAGAGGAGGAGAGGAGAGGGCUGAGCUAACCCACAACAAGCUUCACCACGGCCAUCGCAGACAGGCAGACGCUCAGACGGCAGGACGGAUACACGGGUGGGGGCUGUGCUCGGUGGCUCGGCGGCAGGCUGGUGGAAGAUGUCGUCAGGAGCCGGUGGGAGGGGAGGAAGGCGGCUCAGGGGGACAGCAAGCAGCGGUGGCGGCGGAGGGAGAGGAGGGGCAGGGGAGGCGGAGGAAGGCCCCGUGGGGAUCCCUUUUCCUGAGCACAGCGCAGACAUCCUGGGCAGCCUGAACAAGCAGCGGCUCAGCGCCCUGUUGUGCGACGUGCUCCUGGUUACGCAGGAGAGGGAGUUUCCAGCACACCGUUCCGUCCUGGCGUCUUGCAGCUCCUACUUCCACAAGCUCUUUACUUCAGGUGCCACAGCUGACCAACAAAACAUCUACAACAUCGACUUUGUGACGGCAGAGGCUCUGGGAGCAUUACUGGACUUUGCCUAUACAGCCACACUGACGGUCAGUCACAGCAGCGUGGCUGACAUCCUCGCCGCUGCACGCCUCCUGGAAAUCCCACCCGUCCAGGAUGUCUGUACACACCUGCUGGACACCAAAGUGCUCUCCCCGCCGGCGGGCAGUGAGCAGAGAGAUGAAGAAGAAGACGAGGGCAAGGGCAGAGGCAAGGAGCAGGGGAACCAGGUCCGGGCCCGGGAGUACCUGGAGUUCUUCCAGAGAGGGGCGCACUGGAGUAGCAGCUGCAGCACACCAGAGCUCAGGGACCUGCCCACACACCUGCACUUUAACCCCGGUAACGGGGCACCCCCUAGCAACGGGGGUCCUCCUGGCCUCAGUGAGUACUACUCCACCUUGGCACAUGCCUUGGCCCAGGCCCCCACACAGGAGCCAGAGGAGGAGGACGAGGAUGAAGAGGAAGAUGAAGACGGGGAGGUGGUGCAGGGUAAUGGAGCAAGCAUGGGGUCAUCUUACUACCCUCCCCCCCAAAACGGGCACUUCUACCUUCCACAUGAGCCCAGGCUAGGGCAGGAGACAGAGGCGGAGGAGGGUGGUAGGGAGUCAACGGCGAGGGAGAGGGGUUCUGCCAGUGCCCUUCUGCAACAGAUGAUGGACUCUGUCGAGAGGCAGAAGGAGCGCACAACAACAACCGGGGAGGAACAGGGUGAUGGGGAUGACCCUGACAUGGAAUUUUACUUGAAUUACUUCAACAGCUCGACGCAGCAUGAAGACACAACUUCAGCUGCAGUGACACAGGGAGUGCUGCCGCUCUGGUUAUCCCAGGGCAGAACAGGCCAAGAAAGAGGAGGAGGAGAGAGGGGCGGUGGAGGAGGUGGAGGUGGAGGAGGAGAGAGGAAGAUGCGCUCUAAGGCCUUCCAGAAAUGCCCCAUAUGCUCCAAGGUCAUCCAAGGAGCAGGCAAGCUACCCCGCCACAUCCGAACACACACGGGAGAGAAACCCUAUGAAUGCGCCAUCUGCAAAGUGCGCUUUACCAGGCAGGACAAGCUCAAGGUUCAUAUGCGGAAGCAUACAGGAGAGAAGCCUUACCUGUGCACGCAGUGUGGAGCCGCCUUCGCCCACAACUACGACCUGAAGAACCACAUGCGGGUACAUACAGGCCUGCGCCCCUAUCAGUGCUCAAGCUGCUUUAAGACUUUCGUACGCUCAGAUCACCUGCACCGCCACCUCAAGAAGGAUGGUUGCAACGGCAUCCCCUCUCGUCGGGGCAGAAAGCCUCGAGUGCGAGAGCCUGGGCUCCUCGACGCCUCCCUGGCCCUGCUGAGCCCUGGCUCCGACAUGGUCCCUGAGCCUCGCACCAUCAAGGGACGGAGGCGCUCUGAGGCAUCUUCAGUGGCAGAGGUGGAGGGGACUGCUGGAGCUCUUUCACAUAGUCCUCAGCUGCAGGAGUUGGCAGGGGAAGCAGGGCCCUGAGACUGCAGGGGCGACAAGGACACUGCUGGACACCAUAGUCACUCUGCUCCGCCUGUGAGACAGGCCAGUGAACAGAGAGGAGAAAAGACACACAAAGGCAAACUUUAAAAAAAAACAAAACAACUAACUAUUCCUCUUUAAACCAAAUCAGGGUGUCACAAAAAAUCUUAUCUUUAUAUUUCUUUGUCCUAUUACUUUAGGAAACAGAGUAGACUUGUAAGCACUUAAGUCUGUUUAUGUGUUUAAGAGCAAAGAACGCUUCAGAUCAUACACCCAUGAUGUCCACUUUCUGGGCCAUGUCUUUCUUUAUAAUAAUAAGGGUUUUAUACAUUGGCGUAUGUGCUUAGCAAAUGUAUGAUAGCUACAAAAACUCUUUGCAACUAUGCAGUUGAUUUAGAUUUUUAUUGGUUUUGUCCUCACAGCCUUCAAGCUCAAAGCAAGGUGUCUAUCAAGCACCUUCUGGCUGCUGUACGGGUGAAGCGAGGACAAAUCCUCCCAAUGAAAACAACUCUUUUUCUAUUCUUUUGCAGGUCUGAAAUGUACAGUUACCAUAGAAACAACAUUGCCACAACACGGCAUAUGCAAGGAAAACUCGCCACAGUUUUGAUGCAACAGUUUUUUUCUCUCUAAAUGUUCCAGAAAGAAUGAGACAAGGGUUUGAUUGAAGUGUUACUUUCUCUAUAAAAAAGGCUUUUUAAGAAUCUAUGGUUUGUCCUAUUCAAAAACUGUUUGUUGCUGAGUCAAAUCCACUUUAAUGGGGGCUCGCUAGUUGCAGGACUAGGGAACAAGAGGGGUAGAGGGUUUGUGUUUUUGAAGCACUACCAUUGUCAUUGUAUCUGUUGGCUAGACUAUGUUGCCUCUUAUCCCUCACAAACCUGCAGUGUCAGCAUUUCUUUUAUCCCUUUUGAUUUUGUCUUAAUUUGUUUGUCGUUCCGUUUUGUUGACUGCUUCGGGUACUUGACACUUUAUAAUUGUAUACAUGUAUAUACAGCAGUGGUGAUAUGACAUUGGUCCCCUCUUAAUGCUGAGGUGUACUUACCAAUCGGGUUUUUUCCUCUUAGGCUUGAUGUCAUAUUUCUCACAGAGUGAAGCUUGUGGGUGAGCGAAACAAACUGUAUGAAUGUUUGAUGAAAAAAAACAUUGAGUCACCCAUUUGUUCUAAACUUAACACUUGACAUGUAUAGUUCCUGCCCAAAGGAUGAGGAGGUGGAAUGAAUGAAUGUGCUUAACUUUGUGCAGUUUUUUCGGAUUCUGUCCUUGUGUGACAAGGCGCGGGUAGCAUUUAACCAAUCGCAGGUUAAAGGAAUGGCAGGGAGCCCGAGUGAGAGAGUGAUAAAGAGUACGAAGCAGAGAUAGAUGAGCACCUUUUUUUUCUAUGUUUGCACAGCUUUACUAAAGAUAUCCAACGGAGCAGGAGAGAGGUGUAUUUAAAGGAAGUGGGCUGGUGUUUUGUGGAGGUUUAUGUAUCAUGCUUAUUCCAAUCUUUUUUCACCCUAGGGACCACACAACCGUGAGGCAACCUGUAUGAUGAAGAGAGCAAUAAAUACCUGUCCAAGUUGGAAGGCCGAAUAGGAGCGCAGCUGCAGCUGGUCGAUGGGGGGAGGGGAACAAGGGAAGGGGAGGGGGAUCUCACAAUGUCUGUUGCAUUCCAAAAAAUAAUCUCCCCCAGCUCAGCCACGUUUCCAGGCAGGAGGGGAUCAAAUCAGGCCUUUUCUCUCCCUCGCUCUCCCUCUGUAGUCCUCUAAUGCCCCCGGACCAGCCUGGAGGGGAUAUUAUUAUAUUAGAGCCUGGUGUUACUGAGGGUAGGAUGCCUGGUGCUGGCAGUUUAGCGUGUGUGCUUGCAUGCAUGUGUGCUUUUGCACAUGUGUGUGCGUGGCAGCCGGGGUCGCUCUGGCCACAUCAUCACUGUGUGAGUCAGCCACAGCCUGUUCAAACAUGCACCCUUAGCUGCCAGGCCCAAUGCACUUUCUCUAUCUCUCUCUGACUGACACUCUCACCACUCCAGGUAUCGUGUAGAGGAGGGGGAAACACCAGAGCAGACAUAGAGUAAAUGUUUAAAUAUGGUCUGAAAAAGUUCUUAUUCUACUCAAAAUCCAAGUUAUUCUAGUACAUUGAGCCUUUUAAUCAAAAAGAAAUGUGUUAAUUUUUGAGUCCCCCCCCCCCCGUAAGUGCUGUAGUGAUGCAGUAGCUCAAGUGUCGGUCCUUUGCACCUUAAUCGGAAAGAUCCAGGUUAUGAAUGCACUUUGUUACUGAGGAGGGCACUUUUGUCAGCCAAACGGGUACUUUGAGGCAAACCAGUUGCAAAUGAGAUCAGUCCAUUUGUCUGUCUGUGGUGGUGAAGUUGAACCCCUUCACUGGUCUUGUUCAGGUUUUGACGACAAGCUGCCAAAAAAAAAAGAAAUGAAAACAUACUUCCUCAGUUCUCUAAAAGAGAUUCUGAGCUGUUCAGAUACCAACAUGUUGGGUUUUUUGACCUUAAAAGAAAUAAUGAACUAAAAUAAUCCAUGAAACUGAUUGCACUUGAAGUUAGUUAAAGAAAUGUAGAGAGUUGUGUCUUAAUGUAAAGAAAGGGGUGAGAAGGAGGAGGUGAAGAAGAAACGGCGAGGGUGUUCUUGUGUCUAUGUAUGCGUGCGUUUUUCCAUGCAUGUGCACUAGUAUGUUUCAUGGCUGGCAGGCUGGAGGGUCUCAGGACAAGCCUGGAUAAACAAACUUUGCGUCCGCCCCAUCUGCUCACCAGCUACUCUCAUAACUACACGUGUUCUCCGAGGAACCGUGGUGAUAAUAGGUCCACGGUACCGCAGAAGCAAAAAUGCCUGAUUGUAAAACAACUCAUCGGACAGUUGCUUGUUUACUUCACGGCUCCCUCGGUGCAGAUUUGCAUAACUCUCUGUUUACCUCUGUUGGUGUUGAGAGUUUGAGUUUCUAACUUUGUUUCUCUGUUAUGAUAAAGAUGGGGUUAAUUAAUGCACAGAUUGACUCCCACAGGCAGACCAAUGUAAAGUGUAUACAUCUACCUGCUUGGCGAUCUUUAUGUGGUACUGGGUAUGAGUCGCUUCAAUCCAUUGUGUCUUGAUGACUGGGACCUAUGAGCCAUCUUAAACAUAUGUUGCUUUGAACCUUAAUAAUUUUCCCAAAAGUCUUAUGUUGUUUGUCGAUUAACCAAAGCUUUUUACCCUCAAUCUCGUAGGCUAGAGAUAUUGAAAGUAUGUCUAUAAUUUAUCUGGACUGGGCCUCCCUGACUAAGCCACACUCAGAUGCCCUCUUCUUGAAAACAUAUGCAGAAAUGUGUGUGGAAUCGUACAGAUAUUUAUUUGAGUUUGCUUUCUCUCGCUCUUUGUACCCUUGUGGACAAAACAAUCAGAGGUUUAAGGAUGUACAGAUGUUCUGUCUGUCUACGAUUGUUUUUUCUUAAAAUAUUGUGUUGUGCUACA